Betta splendens (Siamese fighting fish) is the source of this 5861-nucleotide messenger RNA. It is a transcript of the gene csnk1g1, whose product is annotated as casein kinase 1, gamma 1. Bases 750 to 2156 code for a protein of 468 amino acids. The record is from RefSeq and is a predicted model, not a curated record. The transcript has 14 exons. Gene Ontology annotation, molecular function: ATP binding; protein serine/threonine kinase activity. Lineage: Eukaryota; Metazoa; Chordata; Actinopteri; Anabantiformes; Osphronemidae. Gene Ontology annotation, cellular component: cytoplasm; nucleus; plasma membrane. Gene Ontology annotation, biological process: endocytosis; signal transduction; peptidyl-serine phosphorylation.
GCAUGAAUUAUUAUCUGACUCGUGUUGUGUCACACCUUUGUGUUACAGCAUUUUAUGUUUCUUAGAUUCUUAAAGCAGAAUUACAAGUUUUUGCACCCAACAACUUUUCCUCUACACUAACUUUAAAUCAAGGUUCAUACAAAUGCACUUUUGAGGCCCAGUUACAGGUUUAAUUUCUCCUGGUAUCUGCGUUGUUCGGGCUCAUUCGUGUUCCGGUUCGGUGCCGUGUGGACGCCGUCCGUUUAAAGCCCGCUCUGACCUGGAAGUCCGCGUGGAGAAGCGGGCGGUGCCGUCGUUCUACAUCCGGUGCGCUCGCACUUUUUAACGGGCACCGAAGGCGGACGAGCAGCGAAGAAUGGAGCGGGCUGCAGCCUCUGCGCCGCCGUCAGCGUGAAGCACCGCAACAACAAGCGACGCCGAGAAGCUCGCAGCGCGGCCCGGACGCUUGGUGGGCGGGCGGCGCGACGGACGGACGGACGGACGGAACCGCGGUGUCGGCAGCGUGCGGGUCUCCGUCGAAGCUCUUCUACUUUCUGACAAAUGUUGAGGCCACAGAUCAGCCUGUACGACUUCUGCUAGCGGUGCCAGGCUGAGGACAAGGCGACUGUAGCUCGGCUCUAGGAGGUGUCGUCUCAUGAGAGUGGCUGUGCCGUGCAGGCGCUGCCAGUGACCGGGGCUGUGGAGGGCCUGGCCCACGAGGCCUUUCUGAACAUCGCUCCGGGCUCCCACUGUCCUGUGCUGCUCACACCAUGGAUCAACAAAGAGAUAAAUAUGGUGAGCGGCCCGCCAGGAGCACCAAGGUUUCCCAGGGAAGCCGAAGCGGACACCCGUCCCGACCGUCCGGCUCCUCCGGCUCCUCUGGGGUCCUCAUGGUGGGGCCAAAUUUCCGCGUGGGCAAGAAAAUCGGCUGUGGAAACUUUGGUGAACUGAAGCUCGGUAAAAACCUCUAUACCAAUGAGUAUGUAGCUAUUAAACUGGAACCAGUGAAGUCGAGGGCACCGCAGCUGCAUUUAGAGUACCGGUUCUACAAAACGCUGGGAACCACAGCAGAAGGAGUGCCCCAGGUGUUUUACUUUGGGCCCUGUGGGAAGUACAACGCCAUGGUUCUGGAGCUGCUGGGCCCGAGUCUAGAGGACCUCUUCGACCUCUGUGACAGGACCUUUUCACUGAAGACCGUCUUAAUGAUCGCAAUUCAACUGAUUUCUCGAAUGGAGUAUGUUCACUCUAAAAACCUCAUCUAUAGAGAUGUAAAGCCUGAAAACUUCCUCAUCGGACGACAAGGGAAUAAAAAGGAGCAUAUUAUCCACAUCAUUGACUUUGGCCUGGCUAAAGAGUACAUUGACCCUGAGACCAAAAAACACAUUCCGUACCGGGAGCACAAGAGCUUGACUGGCACCGCCAGAUACAUGUCCAUCAACACACAUUUAGGCAAAGAGCAAAGCCGGCGGGAUGAUCUGGAGGCCCUAGGCCACAUGUUCAUGUACUUCCUUCGUGGGAGUCUACCAUGGCAAGGACUAAAGGCAGACACUUUGAAAGAGCGAUACCAGAAAAUUGGAGACACAAAAAGAAAUACUCCCAUCGAGGUCCUCUGUGAGAACUUCCCAGAGGAGAUGGCCACUUACCUGCGAUACGUGAGACGGCUGGAUUUCUUUGAAAAGCCUGACUAUGAGUAUCUGAGGACUCUGUUUACUGAGCUGUUCGAAAGGAAAGGAUACACCUUUGACUACACCUACGACUGGGUUGGCCGACAGAUCCCGACUCCAGUGGGCUCUGUCCAUAUAGACUCUGGUGCAUCUGCUGUCACGAGAGAGAGCCAUGCUCACAGAGACCGUCCCUCACAGCACCAACCAAUUAGAAACCAGACCGCCGCCUCCGACCGACGAGGAGCAUGGGAGGUGCAGCCCACACGCCAAGCAAACUCCUCCUAUCUGACCUCCCACCUGGCAGCGGACAGGCACGGGGGCUCAGUGCAGGUGGUCAGCUCGACCAAUGGGGAGCUGAACGCAGACGAUCCCCUGGCUCAUUCCAACGCUCCCAUCACAGCUCAGGCAGAGGUGGAGGUGGUCGACGAGGCCAACUGCGUGAAAAUGCUCAACCUGUGGUGCUGCUGUUUCUUCAAGCGAAAACGGAAGAAGAACACACAGAGGCACAAAUGAUCGUCCGCCACCGGCCUGAAUGUUCCAAGAGACCGGCUCAGUUGAUUGUCAUUAGAGAAAUCACACAGGCCCCUUUCAGAAAUAAAAAGGGAGGCAACAGAAAGAUGGUGAUUGAAUCGUCGACCAGUCGACUGGGUCGAGGUGAACAGGACACUUGGCUUUAGAUGAGGAGCCCCUUUUUUUGUCCCUUGUUCAAAAUGCGUGGGAAUGUUUUGCAGGCCAGUCGCCGACCCGGGAACUUUCUGUUGGAAUUUUGCAGAGGAUAAUCCUGAAGACACCGUUUUGUAAUAUGUGUUUUUCUCAUUUUUUUAAAUUCUUGUUUCUCUUGUGAUUUUGCAAAGCAAGAGGCCGACCCUGCUGUGGAAUCUCGCCACCUUCCCGUUCUAUACUACGAUCUCUCUGUUGGACUCGCGUCAUGUUUUCAGUUCCUCUCUGUCGAGUCCCACUGCGCUGCUUUGCCCGUUGUCUGUUGCCGUCUCAUUUCCACACAAAGCUCUCUUGGUCAUUCCUGACAUGGGAUUGAAUGUAAAUCUACAGACAGGGAGCGUCGAGUGUUGAUGCAUCCAUGUGGCUCCUGGACUUUUUCCCAUGAGGCACUGGGGCCGGGCCUGAGACGACGGUGGACCAGAGGUGCCUCCUGCAUGGGGUCCUCUGACGAUGACGUCUGGGUCGAAUCACUCUGCUGGACCCAACCGCUCUCCAGUCACACUACAGUCUCUCAUGCAGUUUUGCUCUUGUUGGCUUUGUGACAUUGAGCAGCAACCUGACACUUGUAGGAAAAAGAAAAGUAUACUAUUUAUGAUAUUUAUCUCUUGGCUGCCACCAGAUUUCUUACUAAUUGUUAACAUACACACUGAAUGUAUGGACAGAAACAGAGCCUUCAUUUAAACAUGCACAUGGGAAGAAGUUUAAAGCCAAUGCUUUAAAAAAGGAAACAAAGACCAAAACCGGGUGCUUUGGCGAUUGAAUCACAGCUUCUCAACGCUACUGUCCACUGCCUUAACCACAACCACAACACAUCACCAGUUGGAUACACAAGGCAGCAUGAGGCUUUGUGCAGCGCAGUCCCUACGGUCUCCAAGAAGCCCAGAGCUUCGGCAUCAGAGCAGCGGCUUCCGUUGUAACCAUGAUUUUCCACGGGAUCGAAGCCAAAAGGGAAGUUUGGUGAAACAACGGCGUAGAGCUCCCUGUCCCGUCCUGUCCCAAGACCUUUGUGCUGCAAAGCGGCAUCUUUUGGUCCCGUGUCCUCGAAGGUGAGGGCGGAAACCAAAUGGAAGUGAGCGAUGGCGGUAACGUGAACUCGUCCGCACCAGUUGUUUUUUUUGUUUUAUUUAGUGUCAUGGAGGACUGCCUUGAAACAAUAUCCUCAAUACAUCAGCUUGCCUAUCCUCCUAAUAACAAGUGAAUCUCCAUACACGUUUUAUUUUUCAUUUUAUAUCUUGCUAAUGUGAAUUUCUUGAAUGCAAUUUUUGUUUCUUCAUUCCAAAUAGCCAUGGUUUUAUGGGGAAAGAGAGGGUAACAAAAAAGCUCCAACCCAUGUCUGCACUACAUUUGUUGACCCUGGCUUUCCCAGACAAAACCCUGCCUUCUUAAUAUUGUACUUUUAAAUGUGCAUAUUACUUUAUUGUAGUUGCCUCGUGUGCUAGGCCUUCCCUAUAGGGUGCGGGGACACACCUGCUCAGUUCUUGUUGGUUUUGUGCCAUGACAGACUCCUCAUCCUGUGUGUGCGUACACACACACACACAGUCCUAAAUGGUUGAUGCUCAGUAGAGUGUUAAUUCGGCAUGUUGUGGAUCUGCUCCAUCAUCUAACGACGUUGUAGAUGCGAACGAAUGAACGAACUCGGUGAAUCCGUAUGUAAACCUGCUUGUUGCGCGUAUUUACACUGUAUAGGUUUAUUCUUGCCCCUGACUUGUCAGUUACUCCAGGGUCUAAGUUAUUGUUAUUGAAAGUACUUGAAUAUGAAAAUCUACGGGAGCUUUUUGUGCGUUUCUUUGUUCAUUUUCUUCAUCAUUCUGCUAAUUAGGAUUUGAGGUGGGAGCGCUUUUGGAUGGUGUCUGUUUCUUUGAGACGUCUUAGUGCCUCGAGUGCGUUGGACAGGUGCUGUCAUGGACUCGCCUGUGGGGGCGAAUGACCAGGUGAGGCGUUUGGAGUUCGGUUCCGCAGGUGUGGAGGUUAAGACCCUCACGUUGUGCUGACAGAUGAAUCGCCCCAUUAUUUGACAGCGAACCUGUGACGCCUGCUGCUGGUUAAGCAUCAGCGGCACAUGAAUUGUUUAACUCCAGCAAAUUAGGAAAACCAAGUAUUCGUGUAGUGAGCUGAAUUGCAGCAUUAGAGCCUCCAGUAUUGGCCCCCUCCUACUUUUCCCGAGUGCCAUUCCUGAGACUUCUGCUCACUUUCUGCCGGUGCCAGGAACACAUGAAGUUGUUGGUUUGCUUGUUUCACCACCACAUUCCACUUCUCGUCCAUCAUUUUAAAUAGUCGCAGAGCAACGCGGCUCGUUUCAGUACCAAGGAGUGUUGGGACAGGUUUUUUUUUUUUUUUUUUGGCAAAUGUGUGUUGACAUUUCUGUUGAUUUCUCACUUUUGUCAUAACUCAAAUGAAACUGACACCAUUUUAUCAUAUUUAUUACUCUGGCGGUAACUUUGUGACCGGUCGUCUGCUUCCUUCUUAAACCGUGGGUCGUCUCGCUCUUGGCUCAUGGAUGACAUGGAUGAUAUAUUCUGAAGUAUUUCCGUUUCACUCUUUAGGCCUUGUACAGAGCCAUAUAUUAGUACUAGUGUAUGAUUUUCAUCUGCAUGGCUUAUCUGGAGAGCGGGGCGAUCAGUCUCUGCUCCCAUGAAUAGGGCUCAGGCACUGUUUGCUCCAUAAGGAAUAAUGGCUUCCAGUCCUCACGUAAAAUAAAUAACACGUCACAUUUCACUUCUUUUUUUUUUUUGAAUGUUUGCUUCAGUCAGUGUUUGUGUUUUUGGCUUCGGUUGUGUGUUACUCAUUCCUGUGUCCAAGCGAAGAGUGGUUGAGGUAUGAAUCAAUGGCUUCUGUCCUUUUUGGUUCUCUGGCACUUUCCCCUUGUUGCUGUACUGUAGAACUGUCUUGGAUUACUGUAUAUUUUCUUUAAGGGAGAGGGUUUUAGGUGACAUUUACUGCAAUAUUGUGGUGAUUAUUUGAAAUUGUAAACUGUACAGCGUUCACAACUGUAGUCUGUUUUUGUUUUUUGUUUUUUUGUUGGGAUUUCAUAUAAAAGAUGUAUUCCUAGAUUCUUUUUUUUCCUGACUGUGGAAAAUCAAAUUGUACAGCUCCAAGAGUUUAUCGUCCCCUCAGCAUUGUUUUUAUUUUUUCCUUUUUUUUUCAGAGCUAUGAUUAAGAGAAAUCUUAAAACUGUAAAUAAAUAUUAUUGUGUUAAAAUAUGAAUGUCACUUCAAAAAUGUAUUUGAAUGAGUUUGUCAAGGGCUUCAAGAAUGAAGGACCCUCUUUUUUUUUUUUCCUGUUUUAUGGUUUCAUGCUUUUAAUUUGCAGAAAGGUAAAGGUCCUUUUAGCAAAAAUGCCUAUGUUUUUUUCUUUUUCCUCGUUGGACUCAAAAUACAAUUUGUCACACAUGAACCUUAUAAAAUCACUUUUUAUUCCCUCCACACCUAAAGGGAAACUCCGGUUUGCACCCUUUUUUAUGUAAAAUAAAGGAUCUCUCCACUUUGUGGGAAUAUCUUC